Molecule: messenger RNA, 726 nt
Organism: Rotaria socialis
Lineage: Eukaryota; Metazoa; Rotifera; Eurotatoria; Philodinida; Philodinidae
Source: the annotation of a GenBank genome assembly
AUGUUGAAAAGCGUAAGUCACCCGAUUCGUAAAAAAGACAAUAUUGGAACCAAAUCAAUUGAACAUAACAAAUUUAAUAGUAUGAUUAAACCUGAUCAACAUUAUGAAGAUGCUAGAAAAGUAAAAUAUCGAUUUGGAAAAUUUGUGUUGAAUAUGCAGCAUGUUACACGUAGAGAUAUGAAUCAAAUGAAAACAAAUAAAAUUUAUGAGCGACGAAUGAAUCAAGAUCUUACUGGACCAAGAGGUUUGAAUUGUCGAUACAAACAAGAAUUACAACGUUUAAGAAGUGAUGAACGUGAUGCUGAACGUGAUCUAAUACGUCUUAAUCGUGAUUGGUUUACAACAAUAUCAUCAUCGACGAGUCGACAAUCUUCAUUAGUUGGACAAAACAAAGAAUCAACUCGAAAAAAUAAACCACGUUUAUCAUCUAUCACGGAGGAAAAUUUUUCAAUACCAUUUGCAAAGAACUCUAAACAAUAUCUCGGAUGUUUAUCAUCGUUAAGCCAACGAGAAGCAACGGGAAAUUCUACAAUACCGAUUCAAGAAAGAUCAACGACACAUAAAAUAAAUUCAAUGCAUAAACAUAAUCAUUGGUUGUGUAAAUAUAGUUUUCAACGUGACAUUGUUAAAACAAGUGAUGAUCAUAUGUAUCUUCAAAGACAUGCUCAUCUUGUCAAUCAACAAAAACAAUUGUUUGACCAAAAACUAAGAAAGUUUUUAAAUUGA